CCGAGGCUGGGGCUUUCGCGGCAGGCGGAGGCUGGGGCUCCCGCAGCUCACUUGAGAGGAGACUAGUUCGCAAAGAUUGACCGACGCUAUGAGCUCCUUCGAGGGUCAGAUGGCAGAGUAUCCAACCAUCUCCAUAGACCGCUUCGACAGGGAGAACCUGAGGGCCCGUGCCUACUUCCUGUCCCACUGCCACAAAGAUCAUAUGAAAGGAUUAAGAGCCCCUAGCUUGAAAAGAAGGUUGGAAUGCAGCUUGAAGGUUUGCUUAUACUGUUCACCUGUUACUAAAGAGUUGUUGUUAACGAGCCCGAAGUACAGGUUUUGGGAGAAACGAAUUGUAUCAAUUGAAAUUGAAACUCCUACCCAGAUAUCUUUAGUCGAUGAAGCAUCAGGCGAGAAGGAAGAGAUUGUUGUGACUCUUUUACCUGCUGGUCAUUGCCCAGGAUCAGUUAUGUUUUUAUUUCAGGGCAACAAUGGUACUGUCUUGUACACAGGAGACUUCAGAUUGGCUAAAGGAGAAGCUGCCAGAAUGGAGCUUCUGCACUCUGGGGGCAGAGUGAAAGACAUCCAGAGUGUGUACUUAGACACAACUUUCUGCGACCCAAAAUACUAUCAAAUUCCUAGUCGGGAGGAGUGUCUGCGUGGAAUCCUGGAGCUGGUCCGAAGCUGGAUCUCACGGAGCCCCUACCACGUGGUGUGGCUGAACUGCAAGGCUGCCUAUGGUUACGAGUAUCUUUUCACCAACCUCAGCGAGGAGUUUGGACUCCAGGUUCACGUGGAUAAACUAGACAUGUUUCGAAACAUGCCUGACAUUCUCCAUCAUCUGACAACAGACCGUGACACCCAGAUCCAUGCGUGUCGACACCCAAAGGCAGAGGAAUAUUUUCAGUGGAAUAAGUUACCAUGUGGCAUUACUUCCAAAAAUAGAAUUCCACUCCACACAAUCAGCAUUAAGCCAUCUACCAUGUGGUUUGGAGAAAGAACCAGAAAAACCAACAUCAUUGUGAGGACUGGAGAGAGUUCCUACAGAGCCUGCUUUUCUUUUCAUUCCUCCUACAGCGAGAUUAAAGAUUUCUUGAGCUACAUCUGUCCUGUGAAUGUCUAUCCAAAUGUCAUCCCAUUAGGCACAACUAUGGAUAAAGUUAAAGAAAUCUUAAAGCCUUUAUGCCGAUCUUCCCAAAGUACUGAGCCCAAGUAUAAACCACUUGGAAAACUGAAGAGAGCUAGAACAAUCCACCUAGACUCAGAGGAGGAAGAUGACGAUGGUCUCUUUGAUGAUCUUCUGCCAGCACCUUUAAGGCACAAGGUUCCAAGCCAGCAGACUCUACACCCUGAGGUAUUUCCCACACCUGCUAUAUCUCAAAACCAGCCUGAAAAAUGGAGAGAAAGCACAGGAUGCUUCAAAGCAGAGAGUAUGCCAACGUUCCUUUGGGCAAACUUUAUAGAUUGUGAGGAAUCCAACAGUGAAAGUGAAGAAUCAGAAAUUCCAGGAUCAGCUCAAGGAGACACAGGUCCCAUCCUCCAGCCCCAGCAGAGGGCCGAUGGGGAAGUACCGCAGUGGGAAGUGUUCUUUAAAAGAGAUGCUGAAGGCACAGACGACUGUUUGGAAAACCUCCCGUCUUCCACAGAGGCGGGGGGCUCCCAGUCCCCGAAGCUUUUCAGUGAUUCUGAUGGGGAGUCAACGCACAUUUCUUCCCAGGCCUCCUCUCAGUCAACACACAUAUCGGAACAAGGAAGUCAAGGUUGGGACAGCCAAUCGGACACUGUUCUGUUAUCUUCCCAGGACAGAAACAGUGGGGAUGUUACUUCCUUGAACAAAGGGGUCUAUAGGCCAGGAAUCAAAGAGAAUAUUCCUGCCCCUCAGCCAGAACAAAAUGUACUUUGCCUAAAGGACACUUACUCGGAUUUCAAAAGCAGAGAUCAAGAUGUAAAUAUAGUUCCUAGUGCUGGAGAAACCACCACUCUAAGCAGUGGGAAACAGAUGCUUCAGGAGAAAAGGCCAUUGACUCUUAGCAGCAGUGCGGAUUCACAAAGCUCCUCUGAUUUUGAAAUUCCUUGCACUCCAGAAGCUGAGCUUCCUAAACAAGAACACUUACAGUAUUUAUAUGAGAAGUUGGCAACAGGGGAGAGUAUAGUGGUUGAAAAAAGAAAAGGCUCAUUUCAUUCUAGAGCAACCACUAAAAAAUCUAUACUAACAGAUACCAGUCAAAAUUAUAAUAGAUAAAAAUGGAAUACUUAGAAAUGAUCCUAUUACCUAAAAGGUGGCAGUAAAGAGGAAAUGGAUGACCGAAAAA
This is a messenger RNA of Cervus elaphus (red deer), 2291 nucleotides long. It is a transcript of the gene DCLRE1C, whose product is annotated as DNA cross-link repair 1C. Gene Ontology annotation, molecular function: 5'-3' DNA exonuclease activity; damaged DNA binding. Bases 89 to 2221 code for a protein of 710 amino acids. The record is from RefSeq and is a predicted model, not a curated record. Gene Ontology annotation, biological process: interstrand cross-link repair; protection from non-homologous end joining at telomere; double-strand break repair via nonhomologous end joining. The transcript is spliced from 14 exons. Lineage: Eukaryota; Metazoa; Chordata; Mammalia; Artiodactyla; Cervidae.